UCCACUUGGCACUCGAUGGAUCUUUGACCCUUGGGCUUGGGUUUUCAUGUUGCAUGCUCUUGAUGAUACCGACAGAACGAAGCACAUAGCACCAUGAGAGUAUCACCCGCGAAGAGGAGACAGAAGCCGAUGGGGAGAUUAUGGCCUUUGCUUUCUCUGGUGUUGGCUGCUCGUUCGUGCGAUUCAGCCCGAUUCGGCCUGAAGGGAGAUCUUGCUCUCCCCUCGACCGCUUUUGCGGGCAAGGAUCCACUGCUAUUGGAUCUUCGAGGUGGCGACGAUUCAUCGGUAGCACCGUCUUCUUCUAAAAAGAAGAGCAAUAAGAAGAAGAACUCCAAGAGCAAAAAGAAGAGCUCCUCAGGAUCAGUCAAAACCAAAAAGAAAGCCACAACGAAAGACGAUGACGAUGCAAGUAGCAGCGGAGACGGUAAGGGUGCUAUCAAUCAAGCCAUGGAACAGGAUCCGGCACAAGCCUUGGGAGAUGCCAUUAGAAGCAGAGCCGACGAACUGCGAACCAACAAUCCACUGCUGGAUCGAAUUGAUCUAUCCGUGUAUUCGGUAGGAUUAGCCCUGGGGGCUUCGGAUCGACCACCACAACUACAACAAUUAAUGACAACAACAGAGGAACGGGAGGAUGACGAUGGCGGUGUCGCUGGAUCUCCCUCCUCGGUCGUCGCUAGCUACUUUUUAAAGUCACACGGCGGUGCUCAUGCCUUGCAAUGUGUUUGCAGUUUGUUGGCCAGUUCGGCUGGUUUUGCCUCGCUGAUGUUGCCCGCCAACAGCCCUCUGCGGCGUGUCUUGUUGAAACGCACCAUGUUGUUUGCCAUGACCAAACAUGUGGCGGGCUUGUUGGGUGCAGCUCUGAUUGCGGGGCGUGCCAUUCCCGACGUCGGAUUGCGCAAAGCACGGGUAUGGAUGGAACAAUUAGCCGCCGAUCCAGUCUCGCAAUAUGUCUUUUAUGCGGCAUGUGUCCUCUUGUGGUUGCCAUCCAAUCCCACAACACCACUGUUUGUGUCGGGCGACAACAGUAAGAGCCUGUCGUGGAUACCGUCCGUAUUGGUAUUGCCCAUUCUCUUGAGAGAAGUGGUCUCCACCAUGCUGGUCAUCUCGGAUGUAUUGGUGCUGUGGUCCGCGAGUAUCCAAUCAAGUAGUGAUGAGGAAGAUGACAGUGGUCAUGAAGCCAUUGAAAAUCUGUUGCAAGUGAGUCAGAAAGGCAUCAAUGUUGUCAUGAGUUUGUUGGUGACACCCAGUACGUGGAGAUCUGCCGAUCCUGCCGAACGACAACGAAUCCUAGCCAAAUUGACUUCCAAAGUGUCCUUGUUACUGGAAGUUAUUGUGGGGUUGAUAUUGACUGUGGAUGCCAUGGCGCGGAUGAUGCAAUUGGUGUUUGGAACAACGGCAACCAGUGCCAAGCCAGCCUUGGUGUCCGUGAUCAAGCGCCUGAUUUGCGCUCGAAUCUACCUUCACUUUUUGUGGUCCCGAAAGCGAAAAAUCAACAAACUUGUCGUGAAUAUACGAGGUGGAUCCUCACAAUUGCCAUUUUACGUGUUGGAUGUCUUGUUGGACCCCAUGGCUGCGAUGGGUUUGCAACAAGAGAAAGAAGCAAAGAACCGUCCAGAAGUAAUGGCAGCAGAGCAACAACAAUACACGGCAAAGUCGUCAUCAAAGGGCUCCAAGAAGAAGAAGAAGAAGAAGAAAUCAAGGCAAAAAAAGAAAAGUGGUGUCUUGAAGGACCUGGAUUGGAAAGACUAUGUCAGCAUUGUAUUGGGACUGGACGAGGAUUAGUCAGUGCUAUCAGGAUUGGUGCGGACAAAGAUGGCCAGUCCGAUGAGUGAAACAAGAAGUCCCCUUGACUGUUUCUCUUGUAUAGUAGUUCUAUUCAUUAUUGGUGGCUCUAGCUAGCUAGCUAACUGUUGGUAUAGCUACCAGUAGCUACCGUAGCAAUAUUCAGGCAUUCGUAAUUUGUUUUACCUGCUCUGGUGUCAAAUCCAACCUCAAUGGCACAGCCACCAAGGGACUCGUCCCUGGCCGCGGCUUUUUGUCAGUCUCUUGAAUCUGAUACAAAACGUAUUCGAGAUUUUUGUAUUUCUGUAAAAUCUCCACCACGGCCUGCAAGUGGCACAGAUAAUCCAGUUCCGUUUCGUGCCGAAAGGGCCGCCGACCCAAUUGGAAGGGCAGCACAUUCAAGUAGAGAGACCGAAAACCAAAACUGUCGACGCGAUUGAAGUCCACGUCGUAGCAGGCACCCCAUUUCUCGUAAAUGGCAUCCCUCAUUUUGUAUCCAUCAAAUUCUUCCAAUUCAGCAGCAGCAGAAGCAGCAGCUUGUUGUUUUUGAGCCCUUUCUUUGGCCUUUUGAAAGGCUUCCAUGCUUAGCAUGUCGUCGUCAUCUUCUUCUUCAACCUUGGUUCUCAAUAAUCUGCAACCACAUCUUGGGGAAACAACGGAAAAAGCAUGGAAGGUACCGAUGUGCCGAUGGUUGGUCCCCAAGGGAAAAGCAUUGCCUGAAGAGAUCACAGCAAUUAGAAGCAUCCAAAGAAGGAGAGCCCCCCAAAGCUUUGUCAUGGCGGCAGUAGCCUUGUUGCAAUGUUGCAUCUGUGUUGGUUGUCGCUUUGCGAUUGCGUGUUGGUGUUGCAAACGAAGUUAUGGGUAGCUCCGAAACUACGCUACGGACUGGCCCUCCAGUGCAGAUUCAUUUGACAUUUCCAAAACUCGUUUUGUCCAAACCAAAAUCGUAAGCGGUCAUUUCUAACCGAAGUGGUCAUUUCGCGAAUCCUGCAUUGAAAUGACUAGUUGGAAUAAAGAAAAGAUUGAAGCUAAUAAAAUGAAUUUUAUCACCAU
Seminavis robusta is the source of this 2835-nucleotide messenger RNA. The record is from the annotation of a GenBank genome assembly. NCBI's taxonomy places the organism in Eukaryota, Bacillariophyta, Bacillariophyceae, Naviculales, Naviculaceae.